AGGUUUUACGGCAUACGAGACCGAGCGCCAAAGGGGCUGUUGUGGGGGGUCAUAGCCCAGAAAGCACAAAAUCUGUCAUUGAAGAUGGACAAAUCAACUGAUAGCUCAACAGCUUCUCAGUCACACGGUUUUCAUACCUGUCAGAUGAAGGGUUCACGAAAAUGGAUAAUCCGAAGCUUCGGAGAGGGAAGGCCGGACGCUCGUGGAGGACUAAAACAGCUGAUAUCAUCCACGAAACACGAAAACUUCAUGCUAGACGAAGAGGCACUGGUGGUAAAGAAGAGAAUCAGAAUCAAUCAAGAUGGGAGUAGCGAUGGCACGGCUGCCAAAGCAAAACUACUCCUCCGUGAGCUGAAAACUGUGAAAGCAGAUCUUGCUUGUUUGCGAAAGAGCGCUAUUCGUCUCCAGCUAGAGAGAUUACUAGCAGAGAAAGCACGGUUGGCUCAUGAGAACUCAGUGUACGCAAGGGGAGAACGGUUCUUGAGGGAGAUUGUAGAAUACCACCAGCUCACUAUGCAGGACGUUGUGUACAUAGGACGAAGGAAGUGA
This is a messenger RNA of Thlaspi arvense, 549 nucleotides long. The record is from the annotation of a GenBank genome assembly. NCBI's taxonomy places the organism in Eukaryota, Viridiplantae, Streptophyta, Magnoliopsida, Brassicales, Brassicaceae.